CUCAGACACGUCGGUGAGUCUCUAUAAGAGCUUGAAAAGUUUGCCAUGGCUGUCCUAAUUUUCCUCGCAACCCCACCUUCUCCAAACCCAUUCAUGGAUCCCUUCACACCACCCAAGCCACUGCCCAAAAAACGGUAUCACUCCAAGCAAUAUCGUGACCGUCAUUCGCGUAAACGAGACGUUUCGGAGCACUGCAGACCUUUGCGCCUUGACGACCUCGAAAGGCGCCCUCCUUCACCGUCGCCUGAAGGUGGUGAUGAUCUCGCCUCAAACCGCGUCAUCAAGCCCCUGACCUGGAUCACCGGACGAACACCUUACAGUCGUGGCACCGCUAGUCUGCACGUAUGUGAUCCUGCAAAAAAGACUGGCCCAACAGACGGAUAUUUACAAGAGGACCUCCGCCAUCGGUUAUUUGUCAACUUCGACAUAUUUCUCCAAACAUUCCUCAACGUCCCCGCGGAUUGGCGCACAACUUACAAGUCUGCCAUUGACGAUGUCCUCGCGGAUCAACACUUCGACAGACUUUUGAACGAGUAUCUGAAGAAGGCAAAUAGUACAAGCAUUGAUCACAACCGAGAAAAACGGCUCUAUCUACCCUACGUGAAGAUGUGCAACCGGGCUGUCGACGUUCUGCAGACUAACGAACUCACCGCUGUGCCUGACGACGACAUCGUCCACUAUUACCGCCUAGAUCCACAUGUGGUGAAGGGAUCCAGGGAUCAACUGAAACCAGACAUGAUUGGCGUCAUGACAAGGAUAUUUGCUUCUGCUGAAGGUAAGCUAAAGCGGGAUGCAUUGAAGAAGUUUGCAGAGGAUCGAGAGCUGGAUACUAAGAAAGGGGACAUUGAAGGCCAGGGACCAAUGCAGAAAACAUUGAAGCCAGACAACAUUCCCUCUUGGUCUCAUUGCACUCACAUCAAGGAGAUGAAAGCCACCGACAGAGCCUUGGAUGACAGAACAAAGGCGAUCCGGCUGUUAUCAAAAGAUGGUCAAGUCCCAUUGAAAUCCUUUCCUCGUAAGAGAUGGGUGGAGAAUGGUCAGCUAGAUAAACAGGCUGCAGAUAUCCCCUUGAUGCCAGGCAACCCUUCAAGAAUCAAGAAACAAUGGUCUGAUAACAGGGACAAGGAGAUGAAAGGUACCGACAACAUCUUGAAUGAGGGUGACAGCAGGAACACCUUGUUCACUAAUGGUGGUCAGGAAGCACUAACAGUGGUGCCGCAUGAGAGUUGUGCUGUGGGAGAUUCCCUGUCUGAAGAAGAUGAUGGACUGAGUGCUGCCACUGAUCAACCAAGGAUUGCCACUCGCACUUCGGUGGACAAUACACUCGGAGGUCAAAGACGAAAUGAUAGAGCCAGGAGCGAACUUAGAUAGUCGCGAAGAAUGGAGUUCGAUGUUAGGUAGAUUAAACCUUAGCCGAAGCUGGGGUUUAGACCAGCUGAGGCUCUCCUUAAAUACACGUUG
This is a messenger RNA of Desarmillaria tabescens, 1461 nucleotides long. RefSeq lists its product as uncharacterized. NCBI's taxonomy places the organism in Eukaryota, Fungi, Basidiomycota, Agaricomycetes, Agaricales, Physalacriaceae. The transcript has 6 exons. The coding region runs from base 46 to 1371 and encodes 441 amino acids. The record is from RefSeq and is a predicted model, not a curated record.